AGCGACGUCUAUAAUUAAUAUUCGUGUAACGAAACGCAACCUUCCAUGAUGGCAGAUGUUGUGUGAAUGUUUAUUUUUUUUAUAUAAAAUUAUCAAAUGCCCUUUCAAAUCUUGAAGAAAACCGUAAAUAGCUUAUCUAAAACUCUGGUCAUGAAACUGUGAUAAUUAGAAACGUAUCGGUAGUGGAGCGCGAGCUAUUGAGCAUGUCAAAUGAUAGUGCGAGGACGCGGUAGUAAGAUGCCGUGCGAGAGUUGUGCGGUGCAAUUCAGCGUGUUCCGCCGCAAGCGGGCAUGUUCGGAGUGCGAGCGGUACUACUGCGCGGGCUGCCUGCGGCGCGGCGGCGGCGCCAUGUGCGCUCCUUGCCGGGCGCUCUCGACGCGCCCGCUGGCGCGACCAGCCAUAGCUCAUCUCAAGGUCCGGGACCUGCAGUGCUUCUUGCAGCGCCAGAACGUGUCCACUCGCGGUUGCGUCGAAAAAGAAGAGUUAGUAUCACUCUGCGUGUCACACGUGAACAGCACGGCGUACAGAAGGCGGGCGCCCCGCGCGGAGCCCUUCCCGUCCCUCAAGGGCAUCACCAGCAACAUCAACAACUUCAUCAACUCCACCUUUGACCUGCGACCACCACCGAGACCACAGCAACAGAGGCCACAGCCUAACACCAAUGGAGGCGGGUGCUACAACGCGGCACACCAGCACGCGCAGAACCCUACCCCCGCACAAGCGCCGCGGCACGAACGCUUUACUCCCACACCAGGCGGUCAGGAGCGCAUCUCCGUACCAGUGCCACCGGCAACUACUCCUGGGGCCGCGGCUGAGACCGCUCAUGUGGACACGGCAGACUGUCUCGAGGUUGAAGACUUAGAUGACUCAGGCUGGGAAUUUGUCCGUCGACCCGCCGAUCCUCUACCCAAUGAUUCGGAAGUGCUCCUCGCAUCCCCGGGCGCCUUCUCCGGCCCCGCCACUCCUCUCCGAGCAGCUUCAUCGCUAGAACUCCGUUCCCCGUCCGCCACCUCGCGCGACGCCGACAGCACGUCGCUACAGGACGAGCCGAUAGAACGGACACAGAGACCACCCUCCCCACCACUCGCGUCUCCUCCAAGGAGAGCCCCGUCUCCUCCACAAAGAGAUAAUUCGACACCGCAGACACCGACACACUUAGUACCGCCGAAGCAAGAUGGGAAUGAGUCCGACUCUAACACAGGCGGAUCUCAGACAAUAACCCUCGACGACCUGAAAGAGCUAUCAGCGCUGGACGCCCUAACCGUCCGUCAGCUCAAGGAGCUGCUCGUCCGGAACCGCGUCGAGUUCCGCGGCUGCGUCGAGCGACAGGAACUACUAGUGCGUGCACAGCGGCUAUGGCAGGACCAUGCGAGAUAUAAAGACGAACUAGAAGCGCUCCCGCUAGAAGAGUGCUGCAAGAUCUGCAUGGCGGCGCCGCUGGAGUGCGUGCUGCUGGAGUGCGGGCACAUCGCCGCGUGCACGCGCUGCGCCAAGCAGCUCGCCGAGUGCCCCAUCUGCCGGCAGUACGUCGUGCGCGCCGUGCGCUUCUUCCGCUCCUGAAUGUCGCUACGGAACGACGCGUCCUGAACGUCACGUCUGGUAUGACAACAUACAAUCGGGACGUUUUAUCGGGAACAUCGUUUCCAAAACGUGACGUGACGGAAUGGGACGUCCACAAUGUCGCUUCCGGAAUGACACAUCCGGAACAUCACUUCCGCCGCGUUACAACCGGAACGUGAUGUCCAAAUCGCCGUACGGAACAUAUAUUAUCAAUUACGUCACUUCUGGAAUGUGACGUCCAGAACGACACGCUCCUAAGCGUCACGGCCUGAUAUUUUCAUUCUAAGCGUCACUCACUAUGAUAAUACUUAGGUAUAUGCCUGAACAUCAAUAAACAAUCAGUAGUCAUUUUCUAGGUUUUUGGGAAGGUAUGCAAUCCGCGCCUACCCAAAAUAUAGACUUUAAAAAUGGAUUUUUGAGGUUAAAAAUAACAAAAGUGGCGUAAGAUAUGACAGCUUAUAUGAUCGUUUAUACUCAUAUACUAUGUUUCGUCUUAAAAACAAUUGAACCUGACAUGUGUUCGGAACAUCAUCUAUUUACGUUAUAAUUCUAGGGACAGAAAUGUCUUGCCAUUAGCUAUAUGUUUAAAAGCGUAGUAGCUUCGGAAUUAAAUAGUGAAAUGUGAUAGAUCAGGGGCUUUUUAUUCAAUUUUUUAUGCUAAAAUAAUCUUAUCUAAUUUCAAUUCAAUUUAUUCAAUCAAACAAAUCAAUUCAAAUUGUCUUUGAAUAUUUCGUAAGUCCUCGAGUCUGAGGGAUCUACAUCGCCUGCCAAAACACGACCCUGGGGUUUUAAGUUUAGAAAUCAAUUAUAAAUAUCAUUCAUUGCUGACCUGAUAUCUCAUCGUGGGACUCAAGGCUUUAAAUUGCUACUUAAAAUCCAGAGUGACCGAAUAUUUAACAUGCAAUUAUAGUACUUAUCACACGGCCCUGCACCAGCGGGCGCAGCAUGGUUCCAUUUUUAUCGCCUGUCACCUUGGCACUUGGCAUCAAAAUGCGACCGUACUACCGCCGCAGAAUUGUAUAAAACAUUCCUUCUUGCUGUUAGUUAUGUAGCGGUAACCGCGUAGGUUCCAAUAAAACAAAAAAAGUGUUCCGUGAACAAAGUUUUGUACGGAACACUAAAAAGUAUGUGUAUGUGUCAGCUCCGACUUCAUUGCACUCCUUUCGCACGAUUACAAAAUACAUUAUAGAAUUGUGAUAUUAAGAACCAUUCUAUGAGAAUUUCUGUUGGAAUUUCAGACGUAAAACUCAGCAAAUUGGAAGUUGCUAUUCGUUAACAUUGAAAGUGUUUCCAUGCAGCCGUUGCUAGGGGACGCAAAAGAUAAGUUGCGCACAAAACAUAACGUAACGCGUAACGUAAUGUAACGUUUGAUUUUACUCCCCAUAAAUAUUCAUACCCCGGGUUUAUUUAUGGAAAUCGAUUCUUAAAGAGUAAACUCCAAACAUGUACCAUCAAUGACACAGUUAACUAUUUGGGAAUCUUAUUUCAUCGUAUCAAAGCCUACAUAUGGUCAGUUGUGUUGCUGUUAAUAUAAUUAUGAUAUCUCAUACGUUCCGAUUCACUUUUCUAACUAUGAAUUAUAAAAUUUUAAUCGUUAUUUUAUUACUGUAAGUACGCGAUUGUACAUAGGGUACGUAAGAAAUUGUUAAUAAGUAUCAUAAAAUGAAAUAAACAUAGUUCACACGAUUAAUGACCAAAAAAAUGGAAAUAGUUAUUUAGUGCCGAUUUAGUCCUGAUUCCAAUAGGAUAACGGUUGUAAAUAAUACAUUAUACUCGUAUGAAUUAUAAAUCCAUACUUAAAUGUUAUUUAUAUAAUAAGCGAUGUUUAAAUCUAUAGUUAGUUAUAUGCGACUCAGCUAGCGAAAACAACUAUAUAGGUAUAUUAUUAUUUUAAAAGAGCUGAAUUUUUUAAAGACAAGUUAUGGUUAUAAUUCCGACUGCAUUCCGUUUAAAGAAGAAGUCCAAUAGGUCGUAUAAAUUAAUUACAAUUUAUAAGUUAUAACAAGUUACUCCAAACAGAAAUAAAAAUAAAUAGCUGAUAGUUGCGUUAACCUCCUUAGGCCUAGUCAUACAAGAAAAAAAAAACCGAUUUGCCGUGAAAUUUGAGUUAUAGUGUAGGAAAUAAGAGUUGAUAUCACUAUAUAAAUUGAAUGAGAUAAAACAAAUGCAACUCUAUUCCGAUUGAAAAUUAUUAAAACUUCAUCGAACUUAAUGUGUAAGUACGGUCGAAAGUUUCAAUUUGUUACCCAUUUUGUACCUUUUGACAGUAAGUAGUAUGAGGUCUCUAGCGACGUUCAUAUUGAUUGUCAUCGUAACAAGGUACGAAACGGGUCAUAAAUUAAAACUUUGGACUGUACUAUAGGUAGGACCGUGGGCCUUACGAAGUUAAGAUCAGUUUAUACGCAUUAUCAUUAUGUAAUUUCUACUACGCAAAUAUUUUAAAUACAAAUAAUAUUACCAUCACCCACAUCUGCCAUCUAAAAUGAAUUUAAACUCACAUACAAUGAUGUUUUUUAUGAUAUACUCAUUUAUCAAUCUGCUAUUUGUACAUAACUUAUAACUUUAUUUUUGUGGUCGCCAUUGAGGCGCACUUAGCCAAUGAGAGACCUUGGGCUAGAAGUAAUUAUUUUUUAUUACUACUAUUAUAUUUAGCUUGUUGUAAAAUUGGAAAUACUGUUCACUUUUCAUUUCGCUCAUGUAUUGUUGCAAAAGUUCCCACGUAACUGUAACUGAACAAAUGAAUGGUCUAAAUUGUAAAUAUGUACUUAUAUGUUUGCUUAUUUAUCUAUUUAUAUUUUGAACGUUCACGCUUAGCUACUUGUUAUUUUAGUGCUUCAAAGUUUCGCUAGAAAUUUAGUUUUGAGUAUGACUGCGAUGAGUUUUAAAAUGUAAGUAUACGUUCAUUCGUUUUCGUAAAAUAGUGCAUACUUUCUUCAAAAUUCAGAUUUUCUUGGGAUUUUUCUACUCAUAGUAAAAUGUCCCAAAUAUGUAGCAUGUGCUAUGAAUAAUUUGAAACAUGUGAUGGUUAUUCUUAUUAUAGUUAUUUUUAUAGGAUUCCAAAAUUAUUUGUUUUAUUUUUACUCGUUCGCUUGAAUCCAUUCUAUUAGUGAGUUCAUGGUAUAAAUUGUUAUUUAGGUUUAAAUUUAAUGUACACAAGGUUAAGGACAAAAAAAUCGUAUUAAACAUUAUUUCAAAAUGUAAUUAAUUUGUGUUGAUUCAUUGCAAUUUGUAAUUAAAAUAUAUGAGAUGGAAACUUUCGUCCAGUCUAUGUUAUCUAUACUUAUCAUGAAAUAAACGCGACGCGACGGUGAUUGGCCCACUGUACGGUUACCAUCAGUUUGGCACUGACAUAAACGCCGUCGAGAACGUAAUUUACUUUCUAUACAU
Molecule: messenger RNA, 4947 nt
Organism: Cydia fagiglandana
Lineage: Eukaryota; Metazoa; Arthropoda; Insecta; Lepidoptera; Tortricidae
Product: E3 ubiquitin-protein ligase rififylin
Exons: 7
Coding region: 211-1560 (449 amino acids)
Biological process (GO): protein K48-linked ubiquitination; proteasome-mediated ubiquitin-dependent protein catabolic process; negative regulation of extrinsic apoptotic signaling pathway via death domain receptors
Cellular component (GO): plasma membrane; cytoplasm
Molecular function (GO): ubiquitin protein ligase activity
Source: RefSeq, a predicted model, not a curated record